AUGAGAACAAUCCGUUUUGCAAUGUACAACCGGUUUGUGAUUGUCCGAGUGGUGGUGUUUGGAGUGACUGGCAGAACACAUCCACGUGAAGCCACAUCAUCUCCGCUUGGUUGUGGCUCAUGUCAAGUGCAACUUCAAGAAAGAACAUGUCUCUCAGAACCGCUCGGAUGUCCUUGCACCGAAUCGUCAUGGCGUUGGCGUCGAUGCAAUCCAACAAUCUGCGUUUUUCCUUUGCAAACUUGUUGUGACGAUGUUGAUGGAAUCAAGAGAACGCUUGUCAUAGCUCAAAAAGUCUACCUUUGUUUGCCAACUCCUUCGAAUCUUUGGAAUGAUACAUCAAGCUCAACGGAUCUCUCAUCGAUCACUGAUUGCAGUACUACAUCUACUACGUCUACUACAAUCGCCACAACAACUACAACUACAACAACGACAACGACAACAACGACAACGACAACGACUACAACAACAACGACUACAACAACGGCAACAACAACGACUACAACAACGACAACAACGAAAACAACAACGAGGACAACAACGACGACAACAACGACAAAACCAACCAUCAAAACUACAACAAAACCAACCAUAAAAACCACUACAAAACCAACCACAAAAACCACUACAAAACCAACAACCACAACUAGAACCACCACCACAACUACCACAAAACCCACUACCAGAACUACAACAACAACUCGAAAAACUACGACAAAAACCACAAUGAAAGCAACGACAAGAACGACCACCCGACCAACAACAACAAAAAAACUUCCCGAUUGUUCGUGCACACAAGCCAUCCAAUCUUUUCCACCCAAGCCUGUUCCGACAUUUCCACAGGGAGUAAGUGGUACGUGCUCGCCGACAUCUUACAUAUGGUGGUGUCGACCAUUGAAUGCAAUACAAAAUGCCAGCUAUAUGACCAGCGCUAUUUACGAUGAUCAUGGAAAUAUACUCGCAAAGAAGACUUACUGCGGAAGCAAAUGGCAACAGAACAUUAUCUAUGGAGCGUGUAACACAACGCCAUCACCUCGAACCACAAUAAACCUUGCAAAGUACAAUGGUGCUCGUGUGGCCUACCAAACUUGUAUCAGUAACGGUCUAAACUUGCAAUGUUUGAUUGGA
Molecule: messenger RNA, 1125 nt
Organism: Mesorhabditis belari
Lineage: Eukaryota; Metazoa; Nematoda; Chromadorea; Rhabditida; Rhabditidae
Source: the annotation of a GenBank genome assembly